ACCCUAGCUGCAGGGAUGCAGAUAUUCGUGAAAACCCUUACGGGGAAGAUCACCUUGAGGUGGAGUCUUCUUGACACCAUUGACAAUGUCAAGGCUAAGAUCCAGGACAAGGAGGGCAUCCCACCGGAUCAGCAGCGUCUCAUCUUCGCAGGAAAGCAACUCGAGGACGGCCGCACUCUCGCGGACUACAACAUCCAGAAAGAGUCCACUCUCCACCUCGUCCUCCGUCUCCGCGGUGGCGCCAAGAAGCGCAAAAAGAAGACUUAUACCAAACCUAAGAAAAUCAAACACAAGCAUAAAAAGGUGAAGCUCUCUGUCUUGCAAUUCUAUAAGGUGGACGACUCCGGCAAGGUGCAGAGGCUCCGCAAGGAGUGCCCCAACGCCGAGUGCGGCGCAGGAACCUUCAUGGCCAAUCAUUUUGAUCGUCACUACUGCGGAAAGUGCGGUCUAACUUAUGUCUACCAGAAGGCCGGUGCCUACUCAUUAAUGUAUUUGUAUUUGUUUUCUUUAUUAUUUUUUUGUUUUUAAAGUUUUGUUUCAUGUUUGUUCGUGUAAUUACUUU
Molecule: messenger RNA, 562 nt
Organism: Vigna umbellata (rice bean)
Lineage: Eukaryota; Viridiplantae; Streptophyta; Magnoliopsida; Fabales; Fabaceae
Product: ubiquitin-ribosomal protein eS31 fusion protein-like
Biological process (GO): translation
Cellular component (GO): ribosome
Molecular function (GO): structural constituent of ribosome; protein binding
Source: RefSeq, a predicted model, not a curated record